AAGGAAAAUUUCGUUUCACAAGAAGAGCGAUAUAGUACACAGCUUUCGAGAACAUGGCAUUCUUCAUUUAUUUAGCAAGUUUCUCCUUUUACGUUCUUGUAUACAUUAUUGUUUUAUGUUGUGUCACAUUUGUCGGUUAUUGUUUGUAUAUUAAGUACAUACACUGGAAAUACGAUCAUAUACCUGGGCCGCCACGAGCGAGUUUUCUAUUUGGACACACAUCCCAUUUCCUCAGGGCGAUGCGUGAAGAUCGAGUUAUACACGAUGUGUUCCUCCAAUGGGCUGAAGAAUAUGGACCUGUGUACCGGUUAAAUGGCCUGCAUGCUGUUUUCCUUCUUGUGUCUUGCCCAGAGGCCACAAAAGAUAUCCUGAUGUCUUCCAAGUACCCCAAAGAUGAAAUGGUCUACAAACGUCUAUUUAGCUUGUUUGGACAAAGGUUGCUAGGAAACGGCCUAGUCACGGCCCAGAGUCAUGAACAGUGGUACAAGCAACGCCGUAUCAUGGACCCUGCUUUCAGCAGCUUGUACCUGAGGGGCCUCAUGGGUCAGUUCAACGAGAGGGCAGAGCGACUGAUGGACAAACUUGGAGAGCUGGCAGACAGCAACACAGAUGCCAACAUGCACCAACUGGUCAACUGUGUCACUCUGGAUGUCAUCGCUAAGGUGGCAUUUGGAGUGGAUCUGGAUUUGCUAAAGCAGAAGGACUCCCCUUUCCCUAACGCCAUACUGUUGUGUCUGAAAGGAAUGGUGUAUAGUUCGAUGGAUCUUACCUUCCAGUACAUGCCAAAGAACCAGAAGUUCAUCCGUGAAGUGAAGGAGGCAGCUCUGCUGCUGAGGAACACAGGUGCUGAGUGGAUUAACGAGAGGAGGGAGGCGAUCCAGAGAGGAGAAGAUGUUCCUAAAGACAUCCUCACUCAGAUCAUCAAAACAGCCAACAAAGAGGAACUCAUGGAUAAAGAGGAUGAGGAACUGAUGUUGGACAACUUUGUGACGUUUUUCAUCGCAGGACAAGAAACAACAGCAAAUCAACUUGCUUUUGCUAUUAUGGAACUGGCACGACUACCAGAUAUAUUAGCAAAGGUGACGAGAGAGGUGGAUGAGGUUCUUGGGAUGAACCAGGAGAUCAGCUACGAUGAUCUGGGGAAAAUGGGUUACCUUUCACAGGUGUUGAAGGAGACCCUGAGGUUGUACCCCACAGCUCCGUCCACGUCUCGCUGGCUGGCGGACGACACGGUCAUCAGCGGUGUCCGGAUACCAGGAGGAGUCGCUUGCUUUUUCAAUUCCUAUGUCACUGGAAGGCUGGAUAAAUUCUUCAAGGACCCGCUGACUUUUGACCCAGAUAGGUUUCACCCUGAUGCUGCCAAGCCCUACUACUGCUACUAUCCUUUUGCCCUAGGACCACGAUCUUGCCUGGGACAAAACUUUGCACAGAUGGAGGCCAAGGUUGUGAUGGCCAAACUGCUCCAGAGGUUUGACUUCAGCCUGCUGCCCGGACAGUCCUUCGACAUCGCCGACACAGGCACACUGAGGCCUAAGAGUGGAGUGAUUUGCACCAUCAAACACAGACAAACAAACUCCUCCUGAAGUCUUUAUAACACCUUUCAUAACCUUUAAUUGUAUUGGACCUGUGCUGGAUUCAGACGUUGAAAAUUACAACGUUCACAUUAAAUCAAACAUGUUGAUUUGUGUAGCCCUUUUAAGUCAAAGAGGGCUUCACAGAUGCCCAUACGUUGGCAUCUUGAUCCAAUCUAAAGCCUCAAGGCAGGGCCGGCGUUUG
Osmerus eperlanus (European smelt) is the source of this 1776-nucleotide messenger RNA. RefSeq names its product cholesterol 24-hydroxylase-like. NCBI's taxonomy places the organism in Eukaryota, Metazoa, Chordata, Actinopteri, Osmeriformes, Osmeridae. Gene Ontology annotation, molecular function: cholesterol 24-hydroxylase activity; heme binding; iron ion binding. The coding region runs from base 54 to 1583 and encodes 509 amino acids. The transcript is spliced from 15 exons. The record is from RefSeq and is a predicted model, not a curated record. Gene Ontology annotation, biological process: cholesterol catabolic process.